AAUAGGGGACUGUGGAAGUAGGCCCGCAUGGAUUUCCCACGAUUUUUAAGGGAAGAUCCAUUGAGUUGGAUCAUCAAGGCUGAACAAUUUUUUGAAUGUCAUGGAAUUACUGGAGAACAGAAAGUAGGCCACACUGCUAUCCUCUUCGACGGACCAGCCAUUUGCUGGUAUAAGUGGCUCUUACCGCAGCAUGGGACGCUUGGGUGGGAAGAAUUGAUCAAUGCGAUAAAUGCACACUUUGGACCAUCUGCAUUCCUCAACUAUAACGUAGAGCUGUCAAAAGAUCAGGCAACAAGGAUUGAUUGUCGAUUAUCAGGAACAUUUUGAAGAGAUAAGCAAUAUGGUCAGAGUUUGGCCGAUGGAAGCGCUGGUGGGAGCGUUCAUAGGAGGCCUAAAAGAUGAAGUCAGGAUCCAGGUACAGACGAUGAAACCACGCACCCUCUCUGACUGCUUUGAGAUAGCUAGGAUGGUCGAGGAGAAACUCAAGAGACUCGGUGUGUCCAGCCAGCUGGGAAUUGUGGAUAGGAAUUUCAAGCCCAUGGGACUGCGCCCAGAGGCGGCGCCUCCACCUGCGAACAGCACCAAGCCAAGUCCAGCAUCUAGGCAGGUUAUUAAACGUUUGACGCCUGAACGAAUCAAGGAGAAAAGGCGUUGUGGCAUCUGUUUUCACUGUGACCAACCAUGGUUACACGGCCAUAACUGCAGGAAACUGCACAUGUAUUUGGUGGAUGAGGAGGGGCAGCCACUGGAAGAAGAAGAAGAUGCUGAGCUUGAACAAGUGAUGUUAGGGGAGAUGACGGCCGCGUUUCAGCCUGAGAUCUCACUCCACGACUUGACAGGGGACGAAGUACCCCAACUGAUGCAUGUGGAAGGGCUGUUGAGAGGAUGGAUCGUGAGCAUAUUGUUGGACACAGGUUCCGCCCAUAACUUCAUAUGAAAGAAGACGGCCAAAACCUCGAGGUGCACGCUGGAACAGCAGCCAGCCAUCAACAUCAUGGUAGGGGAUGGAAGGACACUGAGGUGCAAAGGCAAAUGCUCACAGGAGGUGUUAGAGAUGCAGGGCCACAAAUUUCCAGUGGAAUUGUUUACCUUAGCGAUGGCAGGUGCUGUGUUGGGCAUUCAAUGGCUGCGUGGUCUUGGAGAAAUGGUGUGAGAUUUUUUGGGCAUGCGAAUGCAUUUUUGCUGGGCUGGAGAGGAUAGACAAACCUUGACUGCUGCGCCCAAGACACCCAGUUCUGGUUGCAAGUGAUCCAGAAUCAGGAAAUGCAGCAGGGAGCCAGAAAUUACAAGAAAGAAAUUGACCCAGUUAAGAUGGCUGCACUGCUGGAAGAGUUCAGCAUUGUUUUUGAGACACCCAAGCGUCUGGCACCAGCGCAGAAUUGCAACCACAGCUUCAAAUUACAGUAGGGAGCCAAACCUGUUAGACUGCAUCCCUGCGGCUACAGUCACUAUCAAAGGGAAACAUUGGAAAAAAUGGUGCACGAGAUGCUAACCGAUGGCAUUAUCCAACCAAGUCGCAGUCCAUUUGCUUCCCCAACGCUGUUGGUCAAGAAAAAAGAUGGGAGCUGGAGGUUUUGUGUGGAUUGUCGCUCACCGACUUAAUGCGAUAACGAUUCGUCUGGAGUCCGAAGGUGGGAAGCAUUCAUCAAUAAUGUUUUGCACAAAUGGGAUCCUUUUAAGGCUGUUGAUUGGCAUGGGUGCUGGUACAUCAAAGAAAGAAGCAAAGCUUGAUGAAGCGGAGGCCCAUGAAAUAACUCAUAUUAUUGUGGAUGAAAUCCAUGAAAGAGAUCGUUUUGCUGAUUUUAUGCUUGCGAUUCUUAGAGAUCAGCUGCCCUUGUGGCCUCAUCUACAUCUGGUGUUGAUGAGUGCAACUAUUGAUGCUGAACGGUUUUCACAAUAUUUUGGUGGAUGCCCUAUUAUUCGAGUCCCAGGGUUCACAUAUCCUGUCAAGACCUACCACUUGGAGGAUGUGCUUUCUAUCUUGAGGUCGCCAGAUGCUGUUCAUGCCAAUGCUGAUGGCUUGUGCAAUGAAACAAGUUUAAACCAAUUAACAGAAGAGUACAGAAUUGCCAUGGAUGAAUCAAUUAGCUUGGCGUGGGUCAAUGAUGAAUUUGAACCUCUGCUCGAAUUAAUUUCCACUGAAGUUUCUCCAGAAAUUCAUAAUUACCAGCAUUCCUCAACUGGUGCAACACCUUUAAUGGUCCUUGCAGGAAAAGGUCGAGUAGGUGAUGUUUGUAUGCUGCUUUCAUUUGGUGCUGAUUGCUUUGUUUGUGAUAAUGAUGGAAGGGCGGCACUAGAUUGGGCUGAAAGUGGAAAUCAUCUAGAAGUUGUGGGGGUGCUGAAGUCUCAUAUGGAGCAGCAUGACCUUGAAUCAGAAGAGGAAAAACAGCUUCUUGAGAAAUAUUUGUCGACUGUUAACCAAGAUCAUGUUGACAUUGUCCUCAUUGAAAAACUGUUGAAAAAAAUAUGUAUUGAUUCUGUGGAGGGAGCUAUCCUUGUUUUCUUUCCUGGGUGGGAGGACAUAAGUCAAUCCAGAGAGAGAUUACUUUCCUCUCCUUUCUUCCGUGACUCCUCAAAGUUCCAGAUAAUAGUUCUUCACUCAAUGAUACCAUCAAUGGAGCAGAAAAAGGUUUUCAAACACCCACCUCCUGGUGUUCGAAAAAUCAUCCUUUCCACAAACAUUGCUGAAACUGCUGUGACCAUUGAUGAUGUUGUUUAUGUCAUAGACAGUGGUCGUAUGAAGGAAAAAAGUUAUGAUCCUUACAACAAUGUGUCCACUCUUCAGUCUUCAUGGAUUUCAAAAGCCAGUGCAAAACAGCGGGAAGGACGUGCUGGACGAUGUCAACCUGGAAUAUGCUACCACCUCUAUUCAAAAGCUCGUGCAGCAUCUUUGCCUCACUAUGAUGUUCCUGAAAUCAAGAGGACACCUAUUGAGGAGCUGUGCUUGCAGGUAAAGUUACUUGAUCCACAAUUCAAAAUUGUGGACUUUAUACAGAGAACUUUGGAUCCUCCAGUAUUUGAGGCCAUACACAAUGCGGUUGUAGUUCUCCAAGAGAUUGGGGCAUUAACAGAGGAUGAACAUCUGACAGAACUGGGGAAAAAGAUAGGUUCCUUGCCAGUGCAUCCAUUGACUAGCAAAAUGCUUCUAUUUGCUAUCUUAAUGAAUUGCUUAGAUCCUGCAUUAACCUUAGCAUGUACGUCAGGCUAUAGGGAUCCAUUUGUUUUACCAAUACUUCCUGAUGAGAAGAAAAGAGCUAAAGCAGCCAAAUUGGAGCUUGCUUCACUUUAUGGUGGCCAUAGUGAUCAGCUUGCGCUAAUAGCAGCAUUUGACUGCUGGAAAGGUGCUAAAGCUAAAGGUCAAGAACAGAAAUUCUGUUCCCAAUAUUUUAUUUCUCCAAGUGUAAUGAAUAUGCUAUUUGGCUUGCGCAAGCAGUUGCAAAUUGAACUCAUUCAGAAUGGAUUUAUACCAGAAGAUGUCUCUAACUGUAGCCUGAAUUCUAAGGAUCCAGGAAUUCUGCGUGCAAUUAUUUUAGCUGGUAUGUAUCCCAUGGUGGGAAGAUUACUACCACGACUCAAAAAUGGUCAGAAAGCUGUUGUGGAGACUGCCAGUGGUGCUAAAGUUCGUUUGCAUCCUCAUUCUUCCAAUUUUAGCUUGUCAUCUAGCAAAUGUCUGACUUGCCCCUUGUUAGCAUAUGAUGAAGUCACUCGUGGAGAUGGGGGCAUUUACAUAAAAAACUGUACUCUUGUUGGACCUUAUCCAUUGUUACUGCUUGCAACGGAGAUGGUUGUUGCUCCUGCAAAUGAAAACGAAGAUGAAUAUGAUGAAGAAUCUGAUACAUGUAUGAGUGAUGAAGAUGAAAAGGAACCUCCGACCGCUUCUGUGAAACAAGAAACACUUAUGUCUUCACCUGAGAAUAGUGUUUCAGUUGUCAUUGAUAGGUGGCUUAGGUUUGAAGCAACUGCACUUGAUGUUGCUCAGAUUUACUGUUUGAGGGAACGACUUUUUGCUGCAAUAUUAUUCAAGGUCCAUCGUCCUCAAGAAAUAUUACCUCCAGCCCUGGGGGCAUCAGUUUACGCAAUUGCUUGCAUGCUUGCCUAUGAUGGUAUGUCUGGGAUAGAUGCUGGAUUGAUGUCAGUAGAUUCUCUUACAACAAUGGUCAAAACCACUGGCAUAGAAAGCUCAUCUUCAAAAAAGCAUUUCAUAUCUGAAGGAAAGAAGUCAAUUAGAAGUCAUUGUCCAUCCAAUUCGCUUGAGUAUCUGAAAUCACUGUUAAACGCAGACACUGCUGUUGCAGUUGCUGCUUGUAAUUCUACACAGCAGCUGCACAAAUCAAAGUCCACUGCAAAACUCUAUAAUGGACAAAGACACAAUGGUUCAAGUCAUAAGCACUCAAAAUCAGCCGGUCCAACUAAUAAAGUGCCAUCUGAGAGGACUGAAAGAGCAUCAGCUGAGCCUCCUUUUGUUGGUGGAAGUAACCCGCCAAGAGCUGGUUCUUUCAAGAGGCAACGUGAAAAUGGUUUUCAAUUAUUCAGCUAAGUUGGAUAAAACUAAUGAAUGGUGAUGAGAAUUGAUCGGAUUUAUCCUUGGUGGAGAUAAUUCCUCAAGAGCAUUGAUGAACGCACUCAUGAUACCUCACACAAUUUUGGGAGUCCUAGCGGCAUCAUGUCAUGAUGUCAAUUUAGUCUAUGAUGUCCUCUCUUCAAAUAUCCCAAUUUGAUCAAGAAGAAGAGGACAUUACUUGGAUGGCUGCUGCUGCUAAAAGUGUAUGUUUUGCUGAAUUUGUAUGAGAAGCCUAACUGCUGUCGCCAGUUGUCCAGAACCUGGCAAAAUGCUGCGUUCACGUUUUUCUUCUGUGCAGAGGUGCGUGCAUGCAUGUGUCUCCCUUUGCUGUAAUGAAAUUGAGGGUCUGUAGAAGUGUAUGGAAGGCAUUUAAAUUCUCUGAUUAUGUAAAUCAUAUGUAUAGACCUAUGUCACACAGACUCUUCAAAAAAGGGACCGCACCCUUGUCUGCACGACGCUGGUGCUGGUGCAGCACCCCAACCAUGUCCUUUCUUAUGUAAGUUUAAAAUAUUUUUCAUUUUUUUUUC
This is a messenger RNA of Nymphaea colorata (pocket water lily), 5088 nucleotides long. RefSeq names its product DExH-box ATP-dependent RNA helicase DExH6. Bases 1496 to 4537 code for a protein of 1013 amino acids. Lineage: Eukaryota; Viridiplantae; Streptophyta; Magnoliopsida; Nymphaeales; Nymphaeaceae. The transcript is spliced from 8 exons. Gene Ontology annotation, molecular function: RNA binding; ATP binding. Gene Ontology annotation, cellular component: intracellular anatomical structure. The record is from RefSeq and is a predicted model, not a curated record.